GGCAGAACAGUGAUGGGAAACACAAAAAGUCAGUAUGAGUCUUUACAAGUAAAAAGAAUAAACCUCUCAGAAGAAAGAAGAAAAGCAUGGGAUGCAAAAAUAGUAAAGGAAUGAAAGAUGGAAAGAUGCUUUGCUUUGUCUGUGCUCAAAUGCUAAUGUGUUUUAAUGUGCUUCAGACUUUUAUCGUUGCCUAUAUAUUCCAUGAUGCAUGUGUUUUGAGCCAUCAUUAACCUGCCAGGGACCUCAGUUGAAAAAUAGCCAGUCACAUUUUACACGAUAGACUCUGGUCAUGAAUGUGCAAUAAAAUAGACAUAAACAUGAAAAUUCAGUUUAAAAAAUGUGCCUUCGCAUAAAAAUAAUACUAUAAAAGUGGGUUUAAAAGAAGUCACUGAUUUCCUCAGCACAGAAAUAAACUAAAUGCAUCUUCCACUACAAGUAAUAGUUAUCAAAACGUGUGUCCUGUGAAGAUUUAUUGUAAAAAAGCUACAUUUGCUAGCUAAAAUCCCUGUCGAGGUCACAGAAUGAGCCGGGUCACAGAAUGCGCCGUAACACCGUCCCAGCAUCCGGGGGGCCGCAGUGCGCAGGCGCAAUCCCCGCUGCAGUUCACUGCGUUUCCGUAGCCAGUUUGCUACCCGCUGAGCCCUGGCCGGGGAAGCAGCUCACGGAAACGAUUGAUCCCGAUCGAAUAACGCCAAAGCUGGACACAUAAAUGGCGGAUUAACACCCACAUUGGCAAGGACUCGCUCAGUCAAUGUUCGCGACUCGGGUGCUUCGGGAGAGUGCGCUGGCAACACCCUCCGUAACAUGUGAGAUGUAUACAGAAAGAUAUUAACUGUGCGUUAUUUCGGCUAACUAGCUAGCAGCUACCCCCCCUCCCCUCCUCUAUCCAAUUUAUGGUAGCUCGCUUGAUCUGUUUUUCAAACCGUCGCGUCUGUACCGGAGGAAAAUGAAGAAGUUUAACAUUAGGAAGGUGCUGGACGGCUUGACAGCGGCUUCCUCCUCCUCCUCCUCCUCCUCCGCAACUGCUCAGCCGGGUACUCCCAGGGAAAACGAUGUGGUCCAGGAGACUCUCCAGUCGGAGCAUUUCCAGCUUUGCAAGACUGUGCGUCAUGGCUUCCCAUAUCAACCAUCCUCAAUGGCUUUUGACCCCGUGCAGAAAAUCUUGGCCAUCGGGACUCAGAGUGGAGCUUUGAGGCUCUUUGGCCGUGCAGGCGUGGAGUGCUACUGUCAGCAUGAGAGUGGCGCGGCUGUCAUCCAGCUCCAGUUCCUGAUCAACGAGGGGGCGCUGGUGAGUGCCUUAGCUGAUGACAGCAUCCACCUGUGGAACCUGAGGCAAAAAAUCCCCGCUAUCCUGCAUUCUCUCAAGUUCAACAGGGAGAGAAUCACAUACUGCCACCUGCCCUUCCAGAGCAAAUGGCUUUACAUCGGCACAGAAAGGGGAAACAUCCACAUUGUCAACGUGGAGUCCUUCACUCUCUCAGGCUACGUCAUCAUGUGGAACAAAGCCAUCGAACUAUCCACCAAGACACACCCAGGGCCUGUCGUGCACAUCAGUGAUAACCCCAUGGAUGAAGGAAAGCUUCUGAUUGGAUUUGAGUGCGGGGUGGUGGUGUUGUGGGACUUGAAGUGCAAAAAAGCUGACUACCGCUACAAUUAUGAUGAGGCGAUCCACUCAGUCGACUGGCACCAUGAGGGUAAACAGUUUGUUUGCAGCCACUCCGAUGGCACUCUGACCACAUGGAAUGUAAGAGCUCCAGCCAAGCCUGCACAGAUCAUCACACCACAUGGAAAGCAGCCUAAGGAUGGAAAAAAGCCAGAACCAUGCAAGCCUAUCCUGAAGGUGGAAUACAAAACAACAAGGGCUGGGGACCCAUUCCACGUCCUGUCUGGAGGUCUGUCUUACGACACAGUGGGGAGGAGAGCCUGUCUGACCGUGAUGCAUGGGAAGAGCACUGCCGUCCUGGAGAUGGACUACCCCAUUGUAGACUUCUUAACGCUGUGUGAAACUCCAUAUCCAAAUGACUUUCAGGAGCCUUAUGCUGUGGUGGUCCUCCUCGAGAAGGAUUUAGUUGUAAUAGACCUCGGACAGAUUGGGUACCCAAUAUUUGAGAAUCCAUAUCCUCUGACUAUCCAUGAGUCACCGGUGACCUGCUGUGAGUACUUUGCCGACUGCCCUGCUGAACUCAUCCCUGCACUUUACUCUGUCGGCAGCCGGCAAAAGAGACAAGGUUACAGCAAGAAGGAGUGGCCCAUUAGUGGAGGAAACUGGGGUCAAGGCACUCAGAGUUAUCCAGAGAUCAUAAUCACUGGACAUGCUGAUGGGUCGAUCAAGUUUUGGGAUGCUUCUGCAUUUAUGCUUCAAGUGCUGUACAAGCUGAAGACUGCCAAGGUGUUCGAGAGGGCUCGCGGUAAGGAGGAGAAGCCGAGUGCAGAUAUAGUAGAGGAGGACCCGUUCGCCAUCCAGACCUUGUCCUGGUGCCCCGAGAGCAGGAUGCUCUGUGUGGCCGGUGUGUCCGCUCACGUUAUCGCCUACAGGUUCAGCAAACAGGAAGUCACUACUGAAGAAGUGCAGCUUUUGGAGGUGCGAAUGCAGGGCGAGUUCACCGAUGGGGACUCCCCCGAUCCAGGAGGGGAUCAGACCCCCACCCAGCUCACCCCGGGAGCUUCCUCCAGCCCCCAGGAGAGCGAGCCUCUCGCCCAGCCCUCCACAGGCAGCAACUCCUCCGACGGACCGCGGGACAAUAUACCAUGCCUGCAGGUGCGGAGCUCCCCGCUGAAGCAGUCUCCGGGCUACCAGGUGGAGCUGGUGAUCCAGCUGGUGUGGGUGAGCGGGGAGCCACCUCAGCCAAUCACCAGCCUGGCUAUCAACUCCUCCUACGGCCUUGUGGUGUUUGGAAACAGUAGCGGCCUGGCUGUGGUGGACUACCUCCAGAAAACUCUGCUCCUCAACAUGGGCACGACGGAGCUUUACAGCCCAUCUGACCCCUACCAGAGGCAGCCUCGCUCCCCGCGCAAACAAAGACAGCCCUCUGGAGCUCUCGGUGAUUCCAAUGAUGGCUCCAACACCUCAGAGGAUCGCUGCAAAUCUCCCACGUCAGGAUCUACCUCACCUUGCAAUUCAGAUGAUGAAAGAAAACAGAGAUUCAUAGAGAAGGUGAAGUCUAAAAGCAGACGCUUUUCCAAGACGGUUGCCAAUGACUUUGCCAAGAUGUCACGGAAAAUUAGCUCGUCUAGUGAAAAGCCAGACAUGGAGGACAGGCCCCAGCGAUGGCACUCUCUCAAAUUUAAGAAGCAAAAUUGUUGCUUGAAGGAAAGAAAGGCUGCAGCCAGGAUGAGCCCGAAGAGGGCCGUCUGUAGAACUAAGUCAGCCCCCAACUCCUAUGCCAAGGAUAACUCAUUCACCCGCUCACGUAGUUCAAGUGUAACCAGCAUCGACAGAGAAUCUCGAGAGGCCAUCUCCGCCUUUCACUUCUGUGAGAGUUACCCCAGGAAGAACGACAGCCUGAUCAGCCCCUGUUUGCUGGUGGGGACCACACAGGGCUCUGUGAUGAUGGUGGCCCUCAGCCUGCCGCCCGGUGGGGACCAGAGGCUGCAGCAACCCGUUGGCAUCUCCUCCUGCGGCACCCUGGUCAGUCUCAAAGGAGACAUUUUGACUAUGGCUCUGUUGGACUCUACUGGAGCUCUGCUGCCCCCUUCCUACGAGCCGUGGUAUGACCCAAACGCCUCAGAUGAGGAGAAGGAGAAGACGAGGAGGCGCAGGCCGGCCUCCCCUCCGUCAUCACAAGAGGGUCCAGACUCCCAGUUUGCAGUGCUGUGCUCAGAGAAACAGGCCAAGGUGGUGGCCAUGCCCUCACACACCCGCAUCUACAAACACAACAUCACAGAGUCCUCCUUCGUGCUGAGGGCGGAUGUGGUGCAGAUGGCCGGAGCUAACUGCAUCGCCUGUUUCUGUGCUAAUGGGCACAUCAUGACUCUGAGUUUACCCAGUCUAAGGCCUCUGCUGGACGUCAACUACCUGCCGCUGACAGACAUGCGCAUAGCCAGAACGUUCUCCUUCUCUAACCUGGGUCAGGCUCUGUAUCUCACCUCCGCCACCGAGAUCCAGAGGAUCACCUACAGCCAGGAGACCUGCGAUAACCUGCAGGAGAUGCUCAGUGAGUUAUUCACCCCUGUGGAGACACCAGAGGCUCCUAACAGAGGUUUCUUCAAAGGCCUUUUCGGUGGAGGAGCUCAGUCUCUGGACAGGGAGGACCUCUUUGGUGAAACAGCUGCAGGUAAGGCCUCUCGUAGCUUGGCCCAGCACAUCCCGGGCCCAGGGGGCAUGGAGGGCAUGAAGGGUGCAGCGUCUGGGGUUGUGGGAGACCUGGCCCGCGCCCGGAUAGCUUUGGAUGAGAGAGGGCAGAAACUGGGCGAACUGGAGGAGAGAACGGCAGCCAUGAUGGCCAGCGCAGACUCAUUUUCCAAACAUGCUCACGAUAUGAUGCUGAAGUACAAAGAUAAGAAGUGGUACCAGCUCUGAUGGCAGCGUGUGGAGCAUCGGACUCUGUUAUCACGCAAACACCAGUGUCUCCGAGGAGCCGCGGGUCCCUCUUCUUCUCUUCUCUAUUUCUUCUCCACGGGGGGUUCUGCUCGACAGACUCAUGCUUUUACUCUCAGCACAAUAUCAUACACUCUGCAUUACCUCAGUCACCGGAGGACUGCCGCGGAGUAGACACACUGGCCGACCCGACGUAAUGAGAAUGGAAAGAAAUGGAAGAAGAGGAGCCCCUCUGGAAUCUCUCUUUCCAUUUCAGUCGAGAGCGUCGGUGUUCGCGACGAGUCCGCAGAACAGGAGAGAGAGGGGACCAUUCAUAUCCAUCAGUCAUGCACUCAUAUAUAUCUCAUAUAUAUAUCUACACACCCUGCUGUUUUGUUCUGGAAGAGGAAAAGACAAUUCUGCAAAACAUGUACUUGUGGAGGCCUGAUUGCAUAUUUCUUUUCCGUUCUCUGCCCUUUAUGGUGUCUGCCAAACACAGUGGACUUACACGAGGAGAAAAGUCUGAUGCCCCCCCCCCGUCCUUCAAAUCUAAUCAAGUAAAAGACGAUGUACGUUUCUACAUGAAUGAUUGAAUCAACGAAGGACUCGUAUAUGUUUGUUUUUCUGGUCUAAAUUAUUUUUUAGAGCGUGAUCUCUAAGCUUUCGUCAAGUUUGGUCAGUCUCGAUGUUCUUUUUUUUGUCCAGAAAGGGCCUUUCAAGCACUUAGAACCGUAGAGAAUAGACGGGGAGAUGAUGAAUCUGUUGCCUCUCACUGAAUAAGGGCUGGUAGUACACUAGUUCAUCACCGACCAUUCCUUAUACAGCAUUUUUCUCCAACCAGGUUGUUUUAGGUGAGAGCGGCAAACGCUUUCUGAGUCACUUUGGUUUGAUUUUUAAAUUAGAUUAUUUAUUGGAAGAUUUAAAGAGAUAAGACGUGAAAAAGACAUUUUUUUUAUGUUGGGCAUUUAAUUUAAUUUUUCUUUUUCCUUUGCGCUUAAAAAAAAGUGCUGAAAAUGUUUACCCCCCUGCUGAAGAGUUUACAGAAUAAUGAAGAGUUGAUACACUGGAAAAACAAAAAAAAACCCUGAAGGUCUUGUAUUCCUCGAGCUUUCACGGGGCUGUAGCGAAAAGUCACAUAUGACAAAGACGACGAAGUUGAAGGGCGAAGACAAAGAUUGUCUGAAAAAUAUGAUUGGCAUAAAUGUAUAUUUUGGUUACAAGUUUUUUGUGAUAAAGAUUCUAUCUGUACACGGAUUCUUCGGAUUAUUAUUUUUUUAUUUCUUUUUGGCAUUCAGUCAUUGCUGACUCUCGUCUCGUUUCUCAGAUGUGUAGGGGGGGAAAAAAAAGCAUGUGUCUCUUACAGCACAAUGGAAAUGGUCAUGCUGUCUUUGUAUUCGUAGCUGCCGGUAGAAGCGACCAAGCACCACCGAGUGUUUCCACGCAGUGCCAUUUGGUCAUCUCGCUCUGAACCAUUCACUUAAAAAAAAAAAAAAAAGAAAAAAAAAAUACUGUUUCUCUUCUGCCUUUGCCUCAUGACGCAUAUAUGCUAACCUCUACCUAUGUGUAUGUCUGUGUGUUCGUGAACAUACAUAUAUUCAGGAAUAUGUGUAUGGGCGCCAAUAUUUAUAAUACUACAUAGAUACAGUGUAUUACAAUAGGUCUUUUGAGGUUUUUGUUUUUGCUUGACAGUGUUUCUUCAAUGUGAUUAACUAGAAUUCUAUUGUAAUUAGAUUUCUUUCUCAUGAGGUGCGAGGAUCUGCUGCUAUUCGUGUCAAUGUAGGAGCAUUACCUGUCGGGUCUUUUAUUUUGAAAAGGAGAGACAAAGAAUUUGUCGGUUCCAGAUCGCUGCCAAAUGUUGUAAAUAACGGGACGGCUGGACACAAAUCUGACAGUGCAGGUUCAGGCAACGUGGCAUAACUGUACGCUUGCGGCCAUGUUCUUUUCCGACACCAAAGAGUUGCUUAAUUUCACAGAGUUGUCUUGAUUUUUGUUCCUUUUCUCCCCAAAUGGUUAAGAGUCAGUCUGGAGAUCUUCGACAGCAACUCUGUAGUCGAGAAGUCGUCUGUGUUUAAGGGGAAGUAGUGGAUUCGAUUGAGCUCCUUCUGACGGGAAAACCACCCUCGUUACUGCUGUACAUUUGUCCAGAGGGGUUUAUUUUUGAAGAGUUUCAUUCCAAAAUGAGAUGUCCACCAAAGAAAAUCAUGCAGCUCUUGGGGAAAUGGUUGUAGACAUGACGGUAAAAAACUGUGAGAAGUUCUGAUUGAUUUCACAUAGAUUUUUAGAGUACUGAAUCCUGCGUGCAGAGGAGGCGUUGAGCUACAAAUGACACCAAAAAUGUUUUUAUUCAAGUUGGAUAAAACAUUUUGGAAUCGAACCCUUCACUUUCCAAGCCGGCUGAUUUUAAUCUACUGUGUACUACUGAGACAAACCCAUUUCAAAGAGCAGUUCUGUGGGUUUUGCACUAUUUUUUGUACUUAGUACUAUAUAUAAUAAUUUUGUUGGUAUAAUUUUUUUUAGUGUUUUUAUUUUUAUUUUUUGUCCCAUUUUCUUAUUUUAUUUUGGAAGGACCAAAACGUGACAGAACCUAUGCUUAUCAUAUGUCAUUUGCCAAUUCUUGCUGAUUGCUUCACUCUCAGAUUUGUUUUCAACGUCAGGUUAACGAUACUAUGAUAUAUUUAUAUAUUUGAAAACAAAUAUAUAUAUACUUUUAAUUUCAAUAAUCUAUCAAAAUUAAUACCUUUAAUGUAAUUUUUUUUUGGGGGGGGGGGGGUAGGAUAAUGUCACAUUUAAUGUCCAGAACAAUGGUUGUGCAUAAUUAUCCAUCAUCCAGACACGACAGUGAACAUUUUCUGGUUAUAUAUUGAACAUGCUCAUCUCAGAUUCAAGCUUUGCUACUUGCAGGAGGGUUUGCCUCCUCUCGGCGGGCCGCUGAGUCUUUCUACGAAGUGUGGCCUCGACUUUAAAGUGCUUCAGUUUGCAACAUAUAUGUCCUAAAUGGUCUCUUAUUGCACAUUGAAGGAUGCAUGAUAUUAAGUGUUUACAAACUUGAAAACAACCAUGUAUUAUCCCUCUUAGAGAUUGUCUGUUCUGGCAUUUGUAUUUACCACCACGUUGAACAAAACACUGGAGUUCUCGUCAACACAUUCGGGCGCCUGUGUCCCCAUUUUCAUUCCAUCAUGCCGGUCGUGUAAGUGUGAGAGCAUAUAUAUUUAUUUUAUUGGUACAUCCGUUUAUGUUACUGUUUGCUCCAUGGAAAAACUCUUGCUUCCCCUGCGCCGUAGUGAAAUGCCGUAGAAAGCGAAGAAGCCGUUGGCCUCGCAGCGCCGUGCAGGAGAGCUCAAGGGUUUCCUCACCCGCCAUACUUCUGUCCAUCUGUCUGUCUUCUGGGAUGAAUAUCUGUGGAGUUGCAGUAUUUUCUCAUAGUAGGCAAUUUUUGUACAGUUUUAUUAAAAUAAAUUUCACAUGGAUGUCUGACUUAAUCUGCUGCCACAAACAAUUUAGACUGUAGAUACAGUAUAUAUAUAUUAUUGUGCAAUGGAAAAUAAAUGUAAAACCAAUCAUA
Messenger RNA from Acanthopagrus latus (yellowfin seabream), 8078 nucleotides. It is a transcript of the gene stxbp5b, whose product is annotated as syntaxin binding protein 5b (tomosyn). Gene Ontology annotation, cellular component: plasma membrane; SNARE complex; cytoplasm. The record is from RefSeq and is a predicted model, not a curated record. The transcript has 29 exons. The coding region runs from base 947 to 4519 and encodes 1190 amino acids. Gene Ontology annotation, biological process: regulation of protein secretion; regulation of exocytosis. NCBI's taxonomy places the organism in Eukaryota, Metazoa, Chordata, Actinopteri, Spariformes, Sparidae. Gene Ontology annotation, molecular function: syntaxin binding; myosin II binding; GTPase activator activity.